Molecule: messenger RNA, 2453 nt
Organism: Perca flavescens (yellow perch)
Lineage: Eukaryota; Metazoa; Chordata; Actinopteri; Perciformes; Percidae
Gene: irx3a
Product: iroquois homeobox 3a
Exons: 2
Coding region: 267-1544 (425 amino acids)
Biological process (GO): regulation of transcription by RNA polymerase II; cell development; neuron differentiation
Cellular component (GO): nucleus
Molecular function (GO): DNA-binding transcription factor activity, RNA polymerase II-specific; RNA polymerase II cis-regulatory region sequence-specific DNA binding
Source: RefSeq, a predicted model, not a curated record
CUUAGUCCAUCCAGAUCAAUAGGGAAGUGAGGGUGGAAAGAAGAAGAAGAAGAAGAAGAAGAAGAAGAAGAAGAAGAAGAAGAAGAAGAAGAGGAAGAAAUAAGGGGCGCAACAAGGAUCGUUUACACUGGCUGUUCCCGAGGAAAUAUAGACUUCCCUUGCUUGCACCUUUUGUUGCUCACAUGCUCACACUGUAAAAGUGGAUAUCGAGGCAAUUCCCUUGCUUUGUGUGAUUGCAGCAGACUUUUCCCCCUUUUCCUACCACCAUGUCUUUCCCUCAGCUGGGAUAUCAGUACAUCCGACCGAUAUACCCGCCGGAGCGCCAGGGGAUCGCCAGCAAUGCCCGGGCCGGGACAGAGCUCAGUCCGUCCGGCGCACUCUCCAACGUCCUCUCCACUAUGUAUGGAUCUCCUUUCGCCGCGGCAGCGCAGGGCUAUGGAGCGUUUCUGCCCUACUCAAACGAUAUAUCAAUUUUCAAUCAAUUGGGUGCUCAGUAUGAACUGAAAGACAGUCCCGGUGUCCAGCACCCAGGGUUUGCCCACCAUCACCCGGCUUUUUACCCAUAUGGCCAAUAUCAGUUCGGUGACCCGUCCAGACCCAAAAACGCCACAAGGGAGAGCACCAGCACCCUGAAGGCCUGGCUCAGCGAGCACCGCAAGAACCCUUACCCAACCAAGGGAGAGAAGAUCAUGCUGGCCAUCAUCACCAAAAUGACCCUCACCCAGGUGUCCACCUGGUUCGCCAACGCCAGGAGGAGGCUAAAGAAGGAGAACAAGAUGACCUGGGCCCCUCGGAACCGCACCGACGAAGAGGGAAAUGUGUACGGCAGCGAUCACGAGGGGGAGGAAGGGGACAAGAGGGAGGACGAGGAGGAGAUCGACUUGGAGAACAUCGACACGGAAAAUAUUGAGAACAAGGACGACUUGGACGACCAGGACGACCUGCACUCAGAUCUGAAACUCGACGGGAGGAGUGACUCUGAGAUUUCUGACGGCUAUGAGGAUUUACAAGGGCCCGACCAGAGGUUUCUAAAGGCUGUGGGGAAAGAGGGCAAAGACGUUGAGAGAGGAGGAGAGCACUUCCACAGCCACCACCACCACCAUCACUCUUCUUUGGACACCAAAGCGUCCCAAGCAAACGGUGAACAGCUCAAACUGAACCCGGUGUCCGUUAGCUCACCCCCCUCAGAAAACAGCCCUGCCCCAGCCCAAAAGCCAAAGAUCUGGUCUUUGGCAGAGACAGCCACGGCCCCUGACAAUCCACGCAAAUCGCCACAAAUGAACGGCAGCAACUCCGCAGGGCCGGCCGCCCAGACCCUUAUCGCCCCUCAUAGACUCAUCUCUUCUUGUCCCGUUGGGAAAAUCCAGAACUGGACGAACCGAGCCUUCUCGGCGCAUCAGCUGGCUUUACUGAACUCAAAUCAUUAUCUGGGACUGGCAAACCAGGCCACUGCCACCGGCCUGGCCCUCUACAGCAGCAGGCAAACGGAGGACAGGAGUCAUAGUUCAGAGACUUCAGUCACAGGUACAUGUCCCCGACACUGAGACGCGCAUGUAUAGAUAACUACAAAAAAAAAAACCAACAAAGACACUAGUCAUUGCCCGUCAUUCAUUUCUAUUACUUUCGACCUCCCUUUGCCUUCUUUGCCUCUUCAUGGAUUUUUUUUUCUCUCUUUAGGCCAAACCGAUGAACAGUGUUACAAUGUUAUAGCUUACAGAAUACAGCUGUGCGUGAAGUAUGACUGUGUGUGAGUGUGUGUGUGUGUGUGUGUGUGUGUGUGUGUGUGUGUGUGUGUGUGUGUGUGUGUGUGUGUGUGUGUGUGUGUGUAGCUGCUUUGAAAAAUGUCCGAGAGGAUUGAGAAAAACCUCGUGAGAAAGCAUUUAAGAAAAAAAGUCAAAAGUUGAAUUGGGUGAAAACUGUUCUUGAUUUCCGUGCCCCUUCCUUCCUUCCUUCCUUUAUUUGGUGUUGUUACAUGAUAUUAAGGCCCAUGUGCUUGUAUUCAAUGCUAAAUUCAUCAACCAACUCGUUUUCAACAGUAAAGUCACUGAGACCCAGGAUGGGCUCUGAUAAAAGGCAGUCCAAUGAAUGCAUUUUUUAAUUUUCAUUGCCACAAUUUCAGAGAGAUCUAGUGCCUUGGAUGCAGAGAAAAAGUUGUUAAAAACAGCUUUCCACCCAGUUCAAAGAUAGCGAGGCUGUCAAUUAAUGACAUUUGGGAAUUAUAAUUUUUUUUAUGCCAUACCACGUUUUCUUUUUUGAACGCCAUAUUCACCCAAAUUAGCUUUUAAUCUAAGAUGUUUUUUUUUAAUUUAUCCUUGUGUGCGCGCUUGUGUUAUUUCGUCAAGGCCUAUGUUACACUUACUUGUUUGGUCAUGCAAAUGAGCUCAAUGCAAAUUCACCACAGGCUCGUUUUUGAAAGGCAAUUGUCACUUUUUAUCACUUUGUUUUUUUAUUUC